CUGUUUAUAAAUAAACUCAAAGUAAAUUCCAAAUUGUCUUAUUUACGAUUCAAAAAUACCCGCUCAUCAGAGCUAAUCUUGAGCCCGAGUGCUAAUAAGCUGUAAAGUAUAUAUGAAUCAAUACUUUAAAAGUCCGUCUGACAUACGUACAUACGUGUAGAUACCACAUACAUACCGCACAGACAAGCGCCAAACAUGGAAACUCACCAAACGCUGCUUUUGUAGCUUAAAGGGUAUAACUAAUAAAGAUUCGCUCAAAGUUCACAUAUACAUACACAUAUACAUACAUAUACAUACGUACAUACAACUGCACAUACGCAUUUACUUACAAUGAAAAAGACAUUUCAAUUGAUUAAAGAAAAAAGAUCAAUAGUUUGUGCUCAUCAUUUGAAGCGAUAAGAAGUCUACAAGCGUCGUGAAGCUGAGCUAAAAUGAAGCUAAGAAAAAUGUCGCGUCAAAGUAUUAAUAUAUACAUCGGAGCGUUCUUGCUUGUGUGUGGUCUCAUCACCAUCAAUGCCGCCGCAGACAGCUCCGAAGAGCUGAACAACAGCGCGGAUACGCCGCAAGAUCUUGCACGCGCUCAACUACUUGACGCCAUAACGGAAGAUUAUCUCACACUACUCGACUUUGAGCUGUCGAAGAGCCAAGACAUCGUGCAAAGCGUGCUGGACGAUGACAAACUGCUGGUGCCGCAUAGCGAAAUCUUUCAAAAGAAGAAAAUGCAAUUGAAAAUCUACAUUGACCUGGUCACAGAGAAACAGCAGAAGAAGCUGCCACCACGGACGCAGAAGCCGGCACGUUUCUUUUAUAUUUUCAGUAAAUCGUUGUUGUAUAAAGACUUCAUAGGCAUGAUUGCACGGUUGGAGCCCACAGAUCGUUAUGAUGCCUUGAUUGAUGACACGUUCAUGGAUAAUGGGCUUGGAGAGUUUGUAGAUGCUGUGAUGGAGAAACGCAAUGCUUUGGUUGCGAAGAGCGUGCGUCUCAUUCAUGAAUAUUUGAAAGGUUUGCCAGCGGAACAGCAACGAAAAGCGAUGGCUUACAAACUCUCCGAUUGGGCGUUGAAAAUGAAACAGGCUGAAGAGGUCACUGAGAAGAUGGCUAACUUCAGGGAAUUCCUACGAUAUUUCUACUUGGAAGCCACAAUAACUGCUGAUAAGGCGGAGUUGUAGAAUAAGAAUUCUAGGAAAAUUCUAGGAAAACGAAAACCUUGGAUUUAACUUCUGAAUAUUUAUCACUUAAUAGUAAAAUUAUUAUUUGUAUGACUCUGAAGACGCAUAAAAUCUUUGUUGUUUCCUAUUA
Ceratitis capitata (Mediterranean fruit fly) is the source of this 1299-nucleotide messenger RNA. RefSeq lists its product as uncharacterized. The coding region runs from base 432 to 1169 and encodes 245 amino acids. NCBI's taxonomy places the organism in Eukaryota, Metazoa, Arthropoda, Insecta, Diptera, Tephritidae. The record is from RefSeq and is a predicted model, not a curated record. The transcript has 2 exons.